AUGGUUCACAUAUUCGAUAAACACAUCUCAAUCACGCCGUAUCAUCCGGAUUUGGUACUGAAUGGUAUUAGGGGAGUUAAAGAGUAAGGUUUUACAAAUUUUUUAAAAUUUAAAAAAAAAUUUUUAAUUUUAAAAAUUUUUGGUUUUUUUAAUUUUUCGAAAUUUUUUAAAAUUUUUUUAAAACUUUUGAAAUUUUUCAAAAUUUUUUUAAGUUUUUUAAAUUUAAAAAAAUUAUAAUUUUAGUUUCUCCGAAACCUCGCUAAAACGCCUUCAAUGGCCACACGAGAAAGGCCAAAGGAAGCCGGCUGGCGGCGAUGGCGGAGAAAUUGUAGCCGAGUCGAUUACUGUAUUGUGGCAGGAUGGUCAACUAAUCUUCCCCCUAUCUGAAGUUGUAUGUUAUAAUAAAGUUUGGUUAUAGAGAGGUUAAGAUAAUAAAGGUUAGGUUAAAAUUGCGGUAGGGAUAGGGCAUGGUUGCUAGAGAAAGCUUACUGUAGGACAGGGUAGAGCCGGGUAGGGUAGGCAUCAAUACGAUUGGCUGGGGCAGAGAAAGUUGGCUUAGCUUAGGCUAAGAACAAGAUAUGGUAAUGUAGAGUAGGGUAUGAUAAGGUAGGCUAGGGUAGAGUAGAAUAGGGUAGAGUAGGAUAAGGUAACGUAAGUUAUGGAAGGCUAAAGUAAAGUAUUUUAGAGCAAGGCGGAGAUAAAUACUGUAGAGUAGAGUAAUACAAGAUUUCAUUACUAUAUUAAUCAUUUUCAUUUCAGCCCCAAGCCCUAGCCACUCGAGAAAAAGACCACUCCAUAGUAAAAUACCACGGUUUGUUCCUCGCCCAACUCGACGGUGAAGUAGCGUACCAGCCUUCUGAACAAAACGGUGACUUUUACUAUAUUCUGGUCGAGAACGUUGACCACAAAUGGAAUGUGAUUCGAUUCGCGGCCGAUCAAACCGCCGUUCUCGAGCCGUUCGUCAAGCAUUCGAUGCCGAUUCCAUCGAGGAACGGCCUCGAAUACCUAUCGUACCAUCGUGCCGUGAAUGCGGUCGAAAAGUUCAUAGUCGAUUCGGACGAAGCGCCAGUUUUUAAUAUUAUGAAAGUCGACCGACAAAGCCUGGUGGCGACCGGUCGAGUGUCACAUAAAUAUGCAUCAGCCGGUCAUGAACAUCACAGUGUCACGAAGAGCUUCUCCAAACAGCUACUGAGUUUGGAGGACGCGGCCGAUGACGUUUUUGAGCCGUUUGGUCAAAUUAUCACUGAUAUUGGCUAUGUUGAGGAACCCACUGAAGUGCUAUGGCCUGGAGUACUGAAUAAGGAGGGGUUCGCUGGGGUAUUGGAACAAGACUUCCAAAUGAGCUGGGUGCCUAAUGGUGAAGGUGCUUAUGAACUGGUUUUUAAAGGUAGGACAUAGCAUGGUAUGAUAGAUAAGGUAGUAUAUCAGACUGGGAAGGUAGGGUAAGGUAGUUAAGGAUAGGGUAGGGUAAUUGUAUGGUAAAAUAGGGCAAGGUAUGAUAGAGUAGACUAAGGUAAGAUUGGGAAGAGUAGGGUAAGAUAAGGUAGGCUGGGUAAGGGUGGGCAUAUUAUGGUAUGUUUAGAGUAGAGAUUACAAAAUGUAUACUGUACUACAUUAUACUGUAAAACAUUUGAUUUUAGGCUUAUCUGGAUCAUUUGCGGGCGAUGAAGGCAAACCUGGAGUUGAAUAUAACCCUGAACUUGGCAUCUACAAAGCUAAUGUAAGGUUUUUUAAUCCACCCCUCCUCCUCCCCCCAAAAUUUUUUUUCAAAAAAUUAGAAGAUGCGCGCCUUGAUUUGAAAAAAAUUUUACCUCCCCCCCCACAAUUAAAUAAAAGAAAAAUUACCCCGCCCAGACAGAAAGUGACAAAUUAGAGUAAUAUAACAAGCUAUUAAGUAAUAAAAUGACAUUUCAGUUAAUGUUAACCAGGCCAGACAGUAGCUUCUUCUUAAAAGCAGCCUCUCCAGAAGCUGCCUUUGCCAUGUUAUUCGCUUUACCUAAAGAUGGCAAAGGAGAACCAGAUGAUCAUACCCUUCGGGGAUUCAUCUUUGCUGGUGGUAAGGGCUUUAUUUUAUACUUUUUUUACUUUUUUAGUUGAUUUUUAUCAUUCGUUUAAAGUUACAGUACUUUUUCGAUCAUUUUCAAGUAUUUUUCAAAUAAUUACUGUACGUUUUUGGCCAUUUUCAUCCAUUACUUUACCCUUUCUGCCGUUUUUAAAACCACACCCCUUUGUUCAAAACCAAAAUUUUAGGUAAAGCCCUAAGGCUCCCACCUCACGUCUGGCACUCCGUCCCAAUCCCAUUGGCUAGCCAAGAAUCCAUUUUGCUAACGGAAGUUAUUGCCGCCACCAAUGCCAAUCUUACCAUUGAUGUUGAGAACGAGACUGGACAUUCAAUUCAGUUCACUCAGUCGAUUUAA
This is a messenger RNA of Bursaphelenchus okinawaensis, 2417 nucleotides long. The record is from the annotation of a GenBank genome assembly. Lineage: Eukaryota; Metazoa; Nematoda; Chromadorea; Rhabditida; Aphelenchoididae.